AUGCCUCGGGUGGGGGUCCCCACGGGGGGCCGGGGCACGCUGCUGCCGGCCCUGGCGCUGGCGCUGGCGCUGGCAGGGUCCCCGGGCGCCGGGCAGCACUAUGACUACUACGGCUGGCAGCCCGAGAGCCGGCCCCACGGGCGCUUCUACGGGCGGGAGCCGCAGUGCCUCGACAUCCCGCCCGACAUGCAGCUCUGCCGCGACGUGGGCUACAAGCGCAUGCGGCUGCCCAACCUGCUGGAGCACGAGACCAUGGCCGAGGCCAAGCAGCAGGCGGGCAGCUGGGUGCCCCUGCUCGCCAAGCAGUGCCACACCGACACCCAGCUCUUCCUCUGCUCGCUCUUCGCCCCCGUCUGCCUGGAGCGGCCCGUCUACCCCUGCCGCUCCCUCUGCGAGGUGGUGCGCGACUCCUGCGCCCCCGUCAUGGAGUCCUACGGCUUCCCCUGGCCCGACAUGCUGCACUGCGGCAAGUUUCCCUCCGACCACGAGCUCUGCAUCGCUGUCCAGUUCGGGAACAGCAAGGCCACUCCGCCGCCAGUGUCCAAGAUCUGCACGCAGUGUGAGAUGGAGCACAAGGCAGAUGGCAUGAUGGAGCAGAUGUGCUCCAGUGAUUUUGUGGUGAAGAUGCGCAUCAAGGAGGUGACGGAGGAGAACGGCGAGCGGCGGCUGGUGGCCGCCCAGAAGAAGAAGGUGCUGAAGCUGGGCCCGCUCAAGCGCAAGGACACCAAGAAGAUGGUGCUGCACAUGCGGAACGCGGCCGCCUGUCCCUGCCCGCAGCUCGACAGCCUCAGCGGCAGCUUCCUGGUGCUGGGCCGCAAGGCGGGCGGCCGCCUGCUCCUCCUCGCCAUCUACCCCUGGCACAAGCACAACAAGGAGAUGAAGUUUGCCGUCAAGUUCAUGUUCUCCUACCCCUGCCCCCUUUACCACCCCCUGCUCUAUGGGGCCGGGCAGCACUAGGGCUCUGCCCACCCUCUGCCAGCCCCAGGACUCCUGCACGGGCCCAACGCUGCAGCCCUGGCACCCCUGGGUGCACCCCAGGACCCUGCUCUGCACCCCCAGCUGCAUUGGUGGGAACCUUGAUUCACAGCCAGGAUACCUGUCCCUUCCCGAGAGCCCUGCUCUGCUCCCAGGACGCCUGCCCACACCCAGGACCCUUGCUCUGCCUGCUUGUGAGCCCUGGUCUGCACCAGAGACCCUUGGCUCCUCCCAAGCCCCCUGCCUGGCACCCCAGUGACCCUUGCCUGCCUGCUUGACAUUCUUGCACCCCCCUGGCUGCACCCAAGGCUCCUACCUUGCACCUCUGUAUCCUCCCCUCACCUCCCUAUCCUCCUCUCACCUCCCUGAUGACAUGCCCCAGACCUUCCCCCAUCCCCCACUCUAAUCCCUGCUCCAGCCCAUGGGAGCAGCCCAUGCCCUCACCUUGAGCUCCUACCCCAGCCCUGGAUUAUCCCAGCUUCACAGGGACCCACCCCAUCCAAGGCAGGUCCCUCCUGCCCCACUCUCCCACAGAAUGAACCCCCUCAAGGAGGAGCACGGCCCCUGCUUGGGCUUCCUCCCCCUCUUCCCCUCCCCCUGGCUCAGUGUGUGUGGAUGUUCACCUCCAAGCCACCCAGACCAGCCCUGCUGCUUUCCUCACGUAUUUCCUCAACAAGAUGCAGCCCAG
Colius striatus (speckled mousebird) is the source of this 1663-nucleotide messenger RNA. RefSeq names its product secreted frizzled related protein 5 (gene SFRP5). Bases 1 to 957 code for a protein of 318 amino acids. Gene Ontology annotation, biological process: canonical Wnt signaling pathway; negative regulation of canonical Wnt signaling pathway; non-canonical Wnt signaling pathway. The transcript is spliced from 3 exons. NCBI's taxonomy places the organism in Eukaryota, Metazoa, Chordata, Aves, Coliiformes, Coliidae. The record is from RefSeq and is a predicted model, not a curated record. Gene Ontology annotation, molecular function: Wnt-protein binding.